Messenger RNA from Nymphaea colorata (pocket water lily), 2102 nucleotides. RefSeq names its product lysophospholipid acyltransferase 1-like. Gene Ontology annotation, cellular component: endoplasmic reticulum; membrane. NCBI's taxonomy places the organism in Eukaryota, Viridiplantae, Streptophyta, Magnoliopsida, Nymphaeales, Nymphaeaceae. The coding region runs from base 294 to 1703 and encodes 469 amino acids. The record is from RefSeq and is a predicted model, not a curated record. The transcript is spliced from 8 exons. Gene Ontology annotation, biological process: triglyceride biosynthetic process; phospholipid biosynthetic process; lipid modification. Gene Ontology annotation, molecular function: acyltransferase activity.
UCCUUUGCCUUAUUGUUUUUAUUGUUUUCGCAGACCGUGCAAGAAAGAAGUCUUAAAUGACGUUUGUGAGGAAGGCGUAGAUCACGAAGAAAUCAAACGCGAUUAGGUGCAGGUUUCUCCUUUCGAGUCUUUAUAUAGAGGUAGAAGUUGGUGUAUGGAGAACCAGUUUGAAUCGACCCCACGCUGUGGAUGAACAAGAGGGCCCUUGGGUAACUUCGGAGGUACACGGGACCAACUAAGUCGCGUUUCAACAAACGAAGCCCCUCACCGGCUCGCCUAACCGCAGAGCCACCAUGGGAGGCGAAGGACUGGUGGGAAUGGAGGCCGCGGCGGCGGCGAUUGGCGUGUCCGUGCCCGUCCUGAGAUUCCUCAUCUGUUUUGUGACGACCAUCCCGGUGAGUUGGGCGUGGCGCGCUGUCCCCGGAUCCUUCCUCAAGCACCUCUACUCCGCCCUGACAGGAGCUGCCCUUUCCUACCUCUCGUUUGGAUUUUCAUCCAACCUCCACUUCCUCGUUCCCAUGUCCCUUGGCUACAUCUUCAUGGUCCUCUGCCGCAGAUACUGCGGCAUCUUAACUUUCUUCGCUGCCUUUGGCUACCUCAUCGGCUGCCAUGUAUAUUAUAUGAGUGGCGAUGCAUGGAAGGAAGGAGGCAUUGAUGCUACUGGUGCUCUAAUGGUCUUGACACUUAAAGUAAUAUCAUGUUCAAUAAACUAUAAUGAUGGAUUACUAAAAGAAGAAGGUCUUCGAGAGGCCCAGAAGAAAUACAGGUUGCUUAAGUGCCCUUCCCUGCUUGAGUAUGUUGGUUACUGUCUUUGCUGUGGCAGUCACUUUGCAGGGCCAGUUUAUGAAAUGAAAGAUUACCUUGAAUGGACAGAAAGAAAAGGAUUAUGGAACUGUGAUAGUAAGCAAGGGCCUCCUUCACCGUAUGGAGCUACACUAAGAGCUCUUCUUCAAGCUGCUUUAUGCAUGGGUAUCUACUUGUAUCUGGUACCCUACUUUCCGUUGUCCCGGUUUUCUGAACCUAUAUACCAGCAAUGGGGAUUCUGGAAACGUCUUGGCUAUCAAUAUAUGUCUGGGUUCACUGCUCGUUGGAAAUAUUAUUUCAUAUGGUCUAUUUCAGAAGCAGCCAUUAUAAUAUGUGGUCUUGGAUUUAGUGGUUGGACAGAUACUGUCCCUCCCAAACCAAAGUGGGAUCGUGCAAAAAAUGUGGAUAUUAUAGGAGUGGAGUUGGCCAAUAGCGCGGUAGGAUUACCUCUUGUGUGGAACAUUCAAGUCAGCACUUGGCUUCGUUACUACGUUUAUGAAAGGCUUAUCCAGAAAGGAAAGAAACCAGGAUUCUUGCAGUUGUUGGUGACACAGACAGUUAGUGCUGUUUGGCACGGAUUAUAUGCUGGAUAUAUUAUUUUUUUCGUGCAAUCUGCCCUUAUGAUUGCUGGUUCAAGAGCUAUCUACAGAUGGCAGCAAGCUAUUCCACUGAGUAUGGACAUGUUGAGGAAAGUGAUGGGCUUUAUCAACUUUGCCUACACAGUGCUGGUUCUGAACUACUCCUGCAUAGGUUUCAUGGUGUUGAGCAUGCAUGAGACCCUUGCUUCAUAUGGAAGUGUAUACUAUGUUGGCACCAUCGUACCAGUAGUUGUGAUCCUCCUCAGCUACAUAAUCAAGCCAUCGAAGCCGAGAAGGUCACAGGCUCAUAAGGACAAGUGAACCAAUUUGUGAAAUGUAGGAUGGCUUUUUGAUGACUCCAGUAAUGCUGCUUGUUCAUUUUCCCAGAAGGAGGUGCAGCAGUCUUGUCUGCUGCAAUAAUGUGAUCCGAAUUUAGUAGUUCAUUCGUCUGGAUAGGUUCCAUAUUGCUGUCACCAUCUUGACACAGCUAGGUAGGAUCGAUCAUGUUUGUUUUCUUGAUUUUUGUUAUCUACUGUCCUCUUAUGCUACAUUACUUUCCAAACUGUUGUGAUUGUUGGACCGGUGUUGCAAUUCUAGCCACUAAGAAGUUUUAGCACAAGCAAGUUUUGUACCUUGUUGCGUCUCAACUCCAUUUGCAGCUUGUUGUUUCUAUACCAAAUGAUUCUUCUUAUUAAUUUAGUGAGAUAAGUUUCUUUUUCC